Molecule: messenger RNA, 847 nt
Organism: Olea europaea var. sylvestris
Lineage: Eukaryota; Viridiplantae; Streptophyta; Magnoliopsida; Lamiales; Oleaceae
Product: SKP1-like protein 1A
Exons: 2
Coding region: 69-566 (165 amino acids)
Biological process (GO): SCF-dependent proteasomal ubiquitin-dependent protein catabolic process
Cellular component (GO): cytoplasm; nucleus
Molecular function (GO): cullin family protein binding
Source: RefSeq, a predicted model, not a curated record
CUCUCUCUCGUCCAUUCCGUGUCUAAUAAUUCUUCACAAUCGCAAAAUCAAUUGCGUAAAGUGAAACGAUGUCGAAAGAUAGCAAGGUGAUAACCCUGAAGAGUUCUGACGGUGAGGUUUUCGAGGUGGAAAAGAGAGUGGCCCUGCUGUCUCAGAUUCUCAAACAAAUGAUCGAGGACGACUGCGUCGAUAACGAAAUCCCUGUUCCCAACGUGACCAGCAAGAUCCUCGCCAUGGUCAUUGAGUACUGUAAGAAGUAUGCUGUAGGCUACGCCGCAUUCACUGCCGCCGGCCGUGACAAAGCCAAGAUCAAGGCCAUCACGGACGACAUGAAGACGUUCGUUUCUGAAUUCGUCAAAGUCGAUCAGGCCACCCUCUUCGACCUUAUUAUGGCUGCUGACUAUCUGAAUAUCAAAAGUCUUAUGGAUCUUUCUUGCAAAUCUGUUGCAAAGAUGAUUGCGGGGAAAUCACCAGAGGAGGUUCGUGAGAUAUUCGACAUAACAAAUGACUUCACUCGUGAAGAAGAAGAGAAGGUCCGAAGAGAGAACGCAUUGGGUUUUGAGUAGUAUAUUUCGAUUUUUCUUUAAAGCUGGAUAAAAGUUCUCUUGGUGACAUCUGGAAUUUUCCUGUUUCUUCAGGAUUGUUUCCAUAGUAUUGUUGACAGUUCCAAGUAUUUUAGUUACGUACGAAUUUUUCAGGAUUGUUUCCAUAGAACAGUUGAAAAUUCACAUUCUUUUUAGUUACCUAUGAAUUUUACGUAUGAAUUUUUUAGGAUUGUUUCUGUUGUACAGUUGAAAGUUUGCGAUCUUUUUAGUUACUUCGUUAUGCAUUAAUAAAAUUUUACUUC